Molecule: messenger RNA, 1971 nt
Organism: Triticum turgidum subsp. durum (durum wheat)
Lineage: Eukaryota; Viridiplantae; Streptophyta; Magnoliopsida; Poales; Poaceae
Source: the annotation of a GenBank genome assembly
AUGCCUCCAUUUCCUCCCAGUUCAGCAUGUGGUGCACAAGAAGAACCCCAGCAGCAGCAACCGGUGAUCAUACCCAGCAGCACUACCCUGCGCUGGAACCCCUCUCCUACAGACACUAGAUGUCGGGUUAAUGAGGACGCUGAGUGCAGGUUUCAGCAGCUGUCAGGUUCAGUACACAAGGUGGGGAUGGUAUUGGACUCGGUACAAACUGAUGUUAUUCAGUUAAACAGAACCAUGAAGGACGCAUCGGUUGAAUCUGGUGGUGUGCAGCAAAAGUUUGAUCUCCUAGAGGAUACACUUCAGAAAAUUAUUAAAGGACAAAAUGAUCUCAAAGUACUUGCUGAAAACAGCAUGAAAAGCAACUCUGAUCAGCUGAAUGUUCUCAACUCUCGCACCAGCAAAUUGAAUGAGAUGUCUUUGGUCGUUUCAGUCUGUCCAAAACAAGUGCAAGCAGAUUUAAGAGAGCUGCAUGGUGACAUCUUCAGGGUUCUUACAAAGGACAUGGAGGGGGUUGUUAGAGAUAUCAGGUCUCUGAAUACUAGGCCUGCUGCAAUGUCAAUGCUGCCAAACCCAAUGCUAGCAAAAGGAAGUCCCUUGAUGAAUGGAGUGUCUGUAGCAAAUAGAAGACCUACAAUGAACCAGACACCAGCAGCAAAUGAACGACCCCUGAUGAACCAAUCACCAGUCGCAAAUGGAAGGUCUACAAUGAACCAGACACCAGUAGCAAAUGGACGAUCCCUGAUGAACCAAACACCAGUGAAAAAUGGAAGCCCCAUGACGAUUCCAGUAGGAGAUGGAAGGUCCCAGCUGAAACAAACACCGGUAACAGAUGGAACGCCCCCGAGGGAUCUAACACCAGAGAUAAAUGGAAGGCCCCAGAAGGACCGAAUACCAGUAGCAAAUGGAAGGCCCCAUAUGGAACAAAUACCGGCAACAAAACCCCUUCCUGCACGUUCCACUUAUGCUACGAGGGCGUCAGUUCUGAAGCCAAAGGUAGAAGAGGGUAUGGUAAAAGCAGCUCACAUGGUUGGUACAAGCUACAGGCUAGCACCUGCACAGAAAGAGAAGUUGAAUCAAAAGGUCAAUCCCCAAGAGACAACUAAGAAGGAACCAGUUAAAAUAAUCAUCGAUGAUUCUGAACAUGGAACCAGCGGGGCGAAAGCCUUUCUCGGCCAAGAGAGGGAGACCCUGAUGAACGGAACGUCUGUAGCAAACGGAAGACCUACAGUGAACCAGACACCAGUAGCAAAUGGACUACCCCUGAUGAACCAAACACCAGCGGAAAAUGGAAGCCCCAUGAUCGCCAACCAGGCUCCAGUAGGAGAUGGAAGGUCCCAGCUGAAACAGACACCGGCAACAGAUGGAACGACCCAGAGGGAUCUAACACCAGAGAUAAGUGGAACUCCCCAGAAGGACCAAAUACCAGUAGCAAAUGGAAGGCCCCAUAUGGAACAAAUACCGGCAACAAAACCCCUUCCUGCAUGUUCCACUUAUACUACAAGGCUGUCAGUUCUGAAGCCAAAGGUAGAACAGGGUAAGGUAAAAGCAGCUCACAUGGUUGGUACAAGCUACAGGCUAGCACCUUCACAGAAAGAGGAGUUGAAUCAAAAGGUCAAUCCCCAGGAGCCAACUAAGAAGGAACCAGUUAACAUAAUCAUCGGUUCAGAUAAUGACAAUAAAGGGUGCACUUCCGGGGGGAUUCUGAACAUGGAAGCAGCUGACCUGAGGAAGGAAGUCGGCAGCGAGUCGGGCCCGCAGCUUGUGUGGGGGGCGAGGAAGAUGAGGACGAGCAGCGAGACGCUGCCCAUUGAUGCCGCCACCUUGCUGCCAGGAGAAGGGGAGAAGAGGAGGCGGGGACCUGGACGAGACACACAGAAGGGCGAGGCUGUUCAUGCGGUUGAAGCCACUCCAGCAAAGCGGGCUCAUCGGUUCAACCCCAAGUACGACGCGACCCUGUGGAUCACCUGCUGA